Molecule: messenger RNA, 1587 nt
Organism: Pseudogymnoascus verrucosus
Lineage: Eukaryota; Fungi; Ascomycota; Leotiomycetes; Thelebolales; Thelebolaceae
Product: transport between ER and Golgi ATPase protein
Exons: 3
Coding region: 455-1387 (310 amino acids)
Source: RefSeq, a predicted model, not a curated record
CGAAAGGUUAUCCGUUCAAAUCGGGUGUGGUUCAAUACCUCAUUAUACAACCGUAUAUUUUUUGUUUCUUUUUGCUCUUUUUGCUGUUUUUUUGGCCGAUGAAGUCUCCACCUUUCUACGCAAAAAUAGCAUUCCAUGUUCCCCAAAUCCGUUUGCAGGAUAGUAAUGUUUUGUCGUCGGGUUAGAACCGAGCAUCUUCUGUGGUGAUUGGGACGGUCCCCACUUAACCGAAGAGAUUAUGGUGGCAGUGCUCAUGGCAAUCCGUAUUAAUUUACGAUAUUAGAGGCAGCAUUUCGAUUUUGGAAUUAGAAUUGAGGAUCUGGGGACCGCUCUUUCUAUUUAAUAGUCCCUUCAUGCCCAGUUAUAUAAAGUUUCUUUCCCCAUUCAAACCUCAUCCUCUGGAAAAUUACCCCAAAGCCGGGCAACCCCGCCUUUUCUAUAUCACAACUCCAACAUGGCUUCAGUCCUCUUAGAAUCCGCAGAUGCAAAGAAUAGCUUUGUCGACCUAUCCGGAGUGGACAGCUCGGCCUUUUCGAAUCCUUAUGAUGCACUGAUUGAGGCUUGCAAUGAUGACCCGGCCCUCCUCCAACAAAAAUACUCCAACCACCGCCAAACCCGCAACGCCCAACAAAAAGCAAACCUCCUCUCCCCAACCUUCCCCGGCCUAAUCCUCGACGGCAUCCUCCUCCGCCGCGUCGACCCCACCAUCUCUCCCGGCUACAUCGACCCCCGCAACAGCCUCGUCUUCUGGGGCCGUCCACCCCCCCACGUCCGCACCCUCGCCGCCACCAUCCAAGCCAAACUCAAGGAAAUCUCACCUCGUAUCUGGCUCAUGCCCCCGGAAAAUAUGCACAUCACCCUCCUAGAGAUCACGCACUCGCGUCCCCCCUCCGCUAUCCCCCCGCUCAUCAAGGCCCUCAGCCCCGUCAUCCCAACCAUCAUCUCCGCCCCCACCAAAUCCCCCAGCCGCCUCAUCAAGCCGCUCGUCUCCUUCGACGCCGCAGCCGUAGCGCUGAGUUUCGUCCCCGUCGCGGAUGAGAAAUACUCCUACCACCACCUGCGCCGCGAUCUAUUCGCCUUGACGGCCGGCACGGGCGUGGAGGUGGGGAGUAGGUAUGUGGUUCCCAGUGCGCAUGCGACGCUGGGGAGGUUUAUUUAUGCGGAGGAUCAUGAUAGUACGGAGAAGAUGGAGAGGUGGGUGGAGGGGAUUGAGAAGAUAAAUCAGUGGCUUGAGGAGACGUAUUGGGGGGAGGGUGGGCUGGAGUGGGUGGUUGAUCAGGAGUUGGUGCUGAGGGAGGGGAGGUUGUGGUAUGGAGGGGGGGAGACGGUUGCGGGGGAGGGGGUGGAGUGGAAGGGGGUUUAUGAGAAGGAGGUGGAAAGCAUUUGAGAAGGCGAUAGAUGGGGUUGAACAACUAGAGAUGAUUGUAUUAAAGUUAGUGUCCCACCUACUAUUCUCCAAAUGAAUUGGUCGGCAAUUAAGAUGUAUAUUCCCAUAACGGUGAAGUUAUCUUGUAACAGAACUACAACCAUACCAGCAUUAGCAUCACCACUACGGCCAGAACGCGUCCAUGCCGCCGUUAUACGCAC